This is a messenger RNA of Zingiber officinale, 1659 nucleotides long. RefSeq names its product 4-diphosphocytidyl-2-C-methyl-D-erythritol kinase, chloroplastic-like. Gene Ontology annotation, molecular function: ATP binding; 4-(cytidine 5'-diphospho)-2-C-methyl-D-erythritol kinase activity. The record is from RefSeq and is a predicted model, not a curated record. The transcript has 11 exons. Gene Ontology annotation, cellular component: chloroplast. Gene Ontology annotation, biological process: terpenoid biosynthetic process. The coding region runs from base 136 to 1359 and encodes 407 amino acids. NCBI's taxonomy places the organism in Eukaryota, Viridiplantae, Streptophyta, Magnoliopsida, Zingiberales, Zingiberaceae.
UGUUAAUUCCGUCGCAACAACAGCGUAGUAGACCAGUUGUUGCCUUUCCACUACCGCCGCUGCUGCUGCCUCCUUAUCAAUCCUUCCUUGCUUCCUCCUCCCCUCGCCUUCCUCGCCGGAGACACCACGGUAGCGAUGAUGAUGGCCAUUUCCUCUUCCCACCGCCUCUUCCCCUCCUCCUCCACUUCCGACGGCCACAAACCCUUCAGCAGAGGCACUUCUUUGAAUUUGCCCCGUUCCUCAUCUUCCUUCGACCCCAGAACGACGCAGGUGACCGUGAGGAGGGGACAAUCGCUCAGGAUUUUCGCCUCGGGCUCCACGCCCGGGCGGAGGCAAGUGGAGGUCGUGUACGAUCCGGAUGAAAGGUUAAAUAGAUUGGCAGAUGCAGUGGAUGACAACGCUGGGCUUUCUCGGCUGUCCCUCUUCUCACCUUGCAAGAUAAAUGUGUUUUUGAGGAUUACUGGUAAGCGCGCUGAUGGUUUUCAUGAUUUGGCCUCUCUGUUUCAUGUAAUCAGUUUAGGAGAUACUAUCAAGUUUUCCUUGUCACCCACUAAGACAAAGGAUCGCUUGUCAGCAAAUGUCCCAGGUGUUCCAGUGGAUGAAAGAAAUUUGAUAAUUAAGGCACUCAAUCUUUACAGAAAGAAAACUGGCACUGAUAACUACUUUUGGAUCCAUCUUGACAAGAAAGUUCCCACUGGUGCUGGUCUUGGAGGUGGAAGUAGUAAUGCUGCUACUGCACUGUGGGCUGCUAAUCAAUUUAGUGGUGGUCUUGCUACUGAAAAAGAGCUUCAAGAAUGGUCAGGUGAAAUUGGUUCUGAUGUUCCCUUUUUUUUCUCACAAGGAGCUGCAUAUUGUACUGGCAGAGGAGAGGUUGUUGAGGAUAUUCCACGUGCACUGCCAAUGGACUUGCCUAUGGUUCUUAUAAAGCCUCCAGAAGCUUGCUCUACAGCUGAAGUUUACAAGCGAUUCCGGCUAGACCAAACUAGUUCAAUUGACCCCUUGGUGUUACUUAGGGAGAUCAAUGAAAAUGGAAUAUCUCAAGAUGUUUGCAUCAAUGAUCUUGAGCCUCCUGCUUUUGAAGUACUCCCAUCUCUUAAACGGUUGAAAAAACGUGUGCUUACAGCUGGUCGAGGAGAGUACAAUGCUGUACUAAUGUCAGGAAGCGGAAGCACCAUUGUCGGCAUCGGAUCACCUGAACCUCCAUCAUUUGUCUACGAUGAUGAGGAAUACAAAGAUGUCUUUGUAUCAGAUGCAUGCUUCUUGACACGCGAAGAGAAUCAGUGGUACAAGGAACCAAGUUCGAUGAAUGCCUCAUUUAGCGACAGUACAGUUUCUGGAGUUGGACCAACCGCUGAAUGAUCUAUUUGAGAUAAUUGCUCUUUCUUUUCCUGAUCAAUUAGAUCUCGAUGAGAUUGAGCAUAUAUAGCACAUUGCUGAGGAUGAACCAGAAGAGGUUUGUUCAUGGCAGUGUUAUAGAGGUACCUUUGGAACAAUUGUAACUCGUCGAGUGAUUCUACUUUUAGUUAGCAAUAUUUGUACUGUUUUAUUGCAUGGCAUCUGAUACCUUUCAUCCAAUAAGUUAAUUGUAAGAUUACUAAAUCGUUCGUUGUUGAAAUUCAUGAAUUGAGUUAUGAGAUCGUAAUUUUUAAAAAAUGUGCU